AUGCAUUUUCCUCAGGUGUUGAAAUCAGUGGUGAAACUGUUUGUUCAGAUUUCAACUCCAAACUAUAGCAUGCCCUGGCAGAUGAAGCGGCAGCAGCAGGUUUUUGGAUCAGGGUUUGUGAUUUCUGGCAGGAGAAUUCUCACCAAUGGACAUGUAGUAGCUUAUCAGAAGUCAGUAAGUAAACAAAUACAUUAAAUUACUUUUGUUCUGAAAAUUUAAACUUCCAAUGAAAGUAGGGAAUGUCUUAUCAGGAAUGAGGCACUGCAGCAACUUUGUAGUCUGGUGGCUCUGACCUUCAUGACCAAUUCUGGUUCUCUGCUGAGUGGAAAGGAAGCAUUUCAGGAUUCUUUUGUAUCCCUGGUAUUCAGCAUUCAUGUUACAACAGCUUCUUUAAUUUUUAACAGUUAGCUUCCUUUAUUUUUCAGGUGCGAGUUCGUAAGCAUGGAGAUGCUAAGAAAUACAAUGCUCAUGUGAUUCAUGUUGGCCAUGAGUGUGACAUUGCCAUGGUAACUAUUUGUAACUACUUUUAGAUCUUCCGAUAUAAACUAUAGAACUUCAGGUAAUGACAUGGGACAUGUAAGUAGACAUAUUACAAGGCAUUAAAACUGUUUCAUUGUAAACAGUCCAUUCAAUCUUUUAUUUUCUUAAAGCUGGGUGUAACAGAUGAAACCUUCUGGGAGGACCUGUGCCCCCUGGAAUUUGGUGAGAUACCUGCACUUGAAGAAGAUGUGGUUUGUGUUGGUUUUCCAACUGGUGGAGAUAAUAUUAGUGUCACACGAGGAGUUGUCUCUAGAGUGGAAAUUCAGCGUUAUGCACACUCUGCAGUGGAACUUUUGGCUAUACAGGUUAGAACUGUGUAUAUUAAAUGUUGAUUAUGUGAUGGGGUAUAAAUGUGUUUGCCUCUUCAUGAUUUUUGAACUAUUUGAUAAGCCUUUAGUCCCAGUAAUCUUGCUCAGUUCCUUCCAGAAGUUUGAAAAUUGAAGAAUUUAAGAAUUCAACUUAACUAUCUCAACGAUCAGUCAGUGGGCCUCUCUAUAUGUGACCAUCAUUUAACCUUUAGACAUUUCAUAAGGCCCCCUAGACUUUAUAGUAUUAGAAAAUUAAUAUUUGAAUAAGAUCCUCUUAUUUCUGAUGCAAGAGUUAUCUAAGGUUGUUUGUUACUAUGGACAGAUUGAUGCAGCAAUAAACAGUGGUAACAGUGGUGGGCCUGCCCUUCAGGAUGACAGAGUGAUUGGAAUUGCUUUUGAGACACUGGAUAAUGCUGAAAACAUUGGAUAUAUUAUACCUGUAAGUCAUUCAUACUAUCUAAUUUACUCAAAUUACUUUGUUCCUUGUGGUGAAUAGAAUGUGUAAAGAACAUGUUGCAUUUAAAACUCAAUUUAUGACAAAUAACAACUUUUCAGGUAACAGUAAUAAAACAUUUCUUGGGAGAUAUUGAGAAAAGCAACACAUACAAUGGUUUCUGUCGACUGGGAAUCAAAUGGCAGCCAAUUGAAAGUGAGCACAUGCGGAAUUACUUUCAGCUGUCGGCAGAACAGACAGGGGUCCUUGUUACAAAAGUCCUUCCUUUGUUCAGCUGCAGCAGUGUGCUGAAACGAGGAGAUGUCCUUAUGGCAGUGAAUGACGAAGUGAUUGCAGACAAUGGAACAGUGAGUAACUUGUCAUAACUUAUGAGAUUCUUUUAUUGAGAUCCUGUAAUAAUCAACAAUGUAUUGCCCAAAAAACAAGAUAAGUGUAUAGAAGAGAAAACCAGCACCAUGUAGGCCUGUCUUGGAACACAUUUGCCAGCCUCUUGACAGGAUUUUAAUAUCUUGAGGGUUUAUAGUUUAUGGAUCUUAUGAGGCCCAGAAUCAAUCCAAGUUGAAAGCAAUUGUGGUUAAAUUCAACCCUACAUGGCCAAUGCAAGCAAUAAGGGUUUAUGCUUCUAUUUAUUAAUUUUUAUUUUCCUCUCCUAAAGCCAGUGGACCAAGGCUAUAACAUAGAAGGUUUAUUUUGAUUUGAUCCUUCAUACUCAAGAUCUGAUUAUGAAUUCUCCUAUUAAUGUGCUACACAAUUCCUUGUCAAUUAGUUGGGAGAAUUUGGUGGUACAUUACUUAUCACAAUACUACCCGCUAUCUGCUUAAUUCAUUCAUCCUCACCAUCUGUUAGCUUAAUACGACAUUCAUAAUCUAAAGAGAAGUUAUUGUAAAUCCCUUAGGUGGGUUCUGCUGAGUCAGAUAUAUCCAUGUUUUCAUGUUCUACCAGCAUUAGGCCUUGUUAUGACCUAAACAUCAAUUUUGAAAUAACUGAAAUAAAAUCUCCACUGUUUGUUAGUUUUUAUCUCACAGCAACACCUGGGUGUUUUUAUCAGUUGGGCUAAUCACGUUUUUGUGUGGUGUUGUUUUUGUUUAGGUUCAUUUUCGCGGUAAUGAGCGUAUUCUGUUUGACUACAAAUUGUCACAGAUGUUUAUUGGUGAUAUCUGCAAACUGAAAAUUCUAAGACAAGGCCAAGUGUUGAAGGUUGAAGUGACAUUAGAUCUCAUCACAUCACUUGUACCCACCCAGCUGUAUGACAAAAGACCAAGGUAAUUAAUAGGAAUUUCAGCUUUCCUUACAAGCUUAACUUAUCUUUCUGUGUCAGGGUACAUUGAAAUCGCCCGGUGAUAAGUUCACUGAACUCUGUAUUUAGGCCUGGGUUUGAGCCCUGACUGAGACAUUCUGUUGUGUUCUUGGUCAAGACACUUUCCUCUAACAGCGCCUCUCUCAAGCGGGGGUAUAAAUGAGUACUGGAGAACUGGUUUCGCUAUUAAACUCUCACUAUCAUUUCUGCCCGUAGUUACCUCGUGUACGCUGGCCUCGUGUUUGUGUCUCUCUCCCAGCCCUACAUGCAACAUCAGUACGGAAAAGACUGGGCACGAAAGGCACCCAUAAGGCUCUGUGAUCGUGUUCUAUACGGUAUUUUGAAUCAAACGGGACAGGAAGUCAUUUUGCUCAGUCAGGUAAGUAAAGAGGUAACUUUAUUUUACUAAAACAGGGAGGUCACUUGAUUUUCACGCCUUUUUGGCUUGAAAGACGACGUCAUGGGACCCAGAGCGUUUUUUUUUUUAAGGGUCAGUUAGGACGCAGAUCUCUAAAUCCGUGAAGAUCUUUAUGUUUUGGUUUUGUAUGAAACUGAUGAAAGAAGGCGCUCCUUUUAAAUGAGUAUUGUAAAUCCAGAAUCAAAGAAAUUACAACGGUGAAUAAGAAUAAGAAGAACGAGAAUAGGGAGCCAGGUAGGACUCUAACUUUAAUCAAGGAAACUGCCUGAGGCGCGGUAGAACUCAAGAGACCAAUUUUUCGAUUGGGUCGAGUUUUGCAUCUUCUUGGUAAGGAGGGUGGCGCAAACUCGACAGUUUAUUGAACAUCAAAUCAAAGUUUUGGAAAUAGAAUGGGAACUUCAAGCUCUAAUUUAGUUAGAUAAUUCAAUCCGAGCACAGAAUUUAUUGCACUCUGUCAUUUGUUUUCUCCAUAUUUGAGUCCUCCCACCACUGAGCUACAUCAAAAAAGUGCUUGCCCUCAUACUGUUUAUUUUAUGAUUAUUUUCAGGUUCUCGCAUCGGAGCUAACAACAGGCUACGAGACAAUGGCAAAUUUGCAGCUUUUUAAAGUUAACGGGAGACCAAUUUUGAAUCUAAAGCAUCUUGCAUCCGUUCUUGAUGAAAUCACUAUACCUUUCGGCAAACCAGAAGACUCGCAAGCGAAAGGUGGAACAACGGCCAGAACUGUGACAUCAGAAAGUUGUGUGGAGGACAACAGUAGCACAAAACAAGGCGAAUUAACUGCUAAGAGUUGUGAAGUACACAAACGCCAAGAUGACAACAUAAUCCCUUUAAAAGAAGUGACAACUAUUGAUGAUACGGAUGGUCGAUCAUGCGCCAAGCUUAAAACACUAGAGGACGUAAAGAAAGAUUGGGAGAGGGGAAAUAACGUGUGUGAAAGUGACAGCCACGCUUUGUCACAUUACCGGAAAACAUCCAAUGAAUGCAGAAAACAAGAUUUCACUCAGACUGAUUCACGUUCUUCAGACUCCUUGUAUUUAUCGACGACACAAACGACCGAUAUGAAUUCUGGUGUGGGUGACGAUCCUACCCUUCUAAACAGAGAAGAUUUCGUGCAUUUUGAGCUCGAUAAGGAGAAAAUAAUUGUGUUACAUAUUCCAACUGCUUAUAACGCUGCACCAGAAAUACUACAACAAUACGCAAUAGGUCAGCCUCGAUCCAAUGACUUACCUUUACCUCCCUAA
Molecule: messenger RNA, 4260 nt
Organism: Pocillopora meandrina
Lineage: Eukaryota; Metazoa; Cnidaria; Anthozoa; Scleractinia; Pocilloporidae
Source: the annotation of a GenBank genome assembly